Messenger RNA from Strongylocentrotus purpuratus (purple sea urchin), 1569 nucleotides. Its product is annotated as PRELI domain-containing protein 2. Gene Ontology annotation, biological process: phospholipid transport. The record is from RefSeq and is a predicted model, not a curated record. Lineage: Eukaryota; Metazoa; Echinodermata; Echinoidea; Camarodonta; Strongylocentrotidae. The transcript is spliced from 6 exons. Gene Ontology annotation, molecular function: phosphatidic acid transfer activity. Bases 341 to 889 code for a protein of 182 amino acids. Gene Ontology annotation, cellular component: mitochondrial intermembrane space.
CCUAAUGCGUAUGAGAAGAGGUGGCGCCGUUGAUAAUUUUGAGCAAAUAGUCAUUAAUCCAUGUUAUAAAGUUCUCUUUGCUGUGUAUGUUUGUAUAUUUUCAAAAAUUAACAACGAAGUUGUCGGGGUGCCCUGUUUCAAAAGUAAGGAAGAUCAUCAAUGUCUGAAGAACUGACGUAAGCUUAGCUAGUUUUGGCUUGCCUUGACUCGAGAUUCCGCUCAUCGACGAACGGACCGCACUCAAGCACCCUGGCCUGAGCUGAUCCCGAGGUUUCGGGGUGAUCGCUCUCAUAGCUCCCGCUGGGCAUCGGCGCGGCGCUAGUGUUGGAAUCUGAACAAGAUGGUCUUCGAGGUUGUUCUUGAUCAUGUCUACAAAUUUCCGCUAGAUCUUGUGAUCAACACCCAUCUGACCAAGUAUCCAAACAAAAAGCUGGAUGUCCUAGAAGUAAGACUAGAGGAAUAUCGUCAUGAUCCUAAAGAUGAUGUGGAGUAUUGGAAAAGAGUCAUGGUUUGCAGAAACAUCAUGCCAUCAAUCCUCAAAAUGAUACCGGUCUUCAAUAAAGCUGCCAUCCUGUUGGAAGAAGAAUGCUGGUAUGACCACAAGCAGGAGACGCUGAAGAUAAAGAGCAGGAACGUCACAUGGUAUGAAUACGCACAGGCUUGGGAGGAAUCACAACUACAAAGGAGCAAGGACUCGCGCCAUUGGACAGUGAUGUCUCAAAGAGGAGGAAUGGAUGUGAAGGUGUUUGGAGCCUUGGGGCAUGUUGCUGAACUCUUUCUACAUGGUGCGGCCAAGAGGAACGGAAUGAGGGCUAUCAAGAACAUGGAAGAUUUAAUGAUUGCAAGAAGUGGAGCUAAGGACACAGGGAACCUUCCAGCAACAUCCUGACUUACAAGGAGAGAAAGACAAGUGCAAUAGAGGAGAAAAAUAACGUCCAUGAAAUCUCAGGAAUUAUUUGCCCGACGGCAGGUGUUGUCAAUCACCAGGAUAAUCCUUCAGUCUUAUGACCAACCAGCCUUUAUGCUCUGCAUUUUUCGUUUAAUAUUUCCCUCACCCAAAGGCUCUCUGAGAGACUAGGGGGUAUGUCUUGUUGGGACUAUGGGUUUGCUGUGUGCAAGACUUGUACACCCAUAAAUGGUAUUUCCACCAAGUCCGGCGUCAGCGAAUUAUUAAUUCCUGUACAUAGAAACUGACAACCAUCUCACUUUAUUAAAAGAGUAUGACUUUUAGGGUUAAUCAAAAUUUCCUUCAGUGACAAUUGCUCCAGGACUUAAUAGGUUGAAAGUAAUUUGAAGGGUUGGGAGUAGGUUUGUGUUUAGGGUUAGCUGGUUUAUUACUGUAGGGUCGUGGAUUGAAGUCUGGAAUUGUUCUCGGUAGAAAAUUACUGCGGAGCAAUUGUUGCAGGAGCAGGAGAUGUUUUUGCCAUUUUUAAGUUGUCAAUAAUUUGGGUGAUGAUGAUGCAAUCUUGAACUCCCAUCCAUUUGCAUGUGAGGGAUUGUUCAGUUGAUAUAAUAGCAAUCACAACGCAAAGAAUGUAAUAACUGAUUUAAAGAGCCCCCCCCCCCCCC